AUUAGUUAAUUUCUUAUUUGAUUUGAAAAGGCGGGAAAGGAAGUUGCUUGGACAGUGGCGCCCUCUGAAAAAAGUCACAGUUAAGCUGGUGAGGCGCCACGUGCAGGCAAUCUUUCCCGGGUUUUCAAGCCGAAAGGUGCUAAAACUGUAAAGCGUGGUGAAAAGAGUGAAAUAUAGAAGUCUAAAGAUUGUUGGUGUAUUAUUUAUCAAAUCUCAGAAGUGACACGAACAGUACAAACGCCCACACGAAGGAGUUUAAAGGAUUGGAAUUACUUACAAGAUGGGUCCUGAAGAGGAAACGGGAUCUCCUCCCAGAGUUAGAAAAAGACGUAGGUGCAUGGUGAUAUCCUCAGAUUCUGAAGAAGAAGAAGUGCCAUUAAAGACUCAGAAGCCCGCAUUGGAUGGUUUAUCUAAAGAAGAUCUGCUAGCAAUCAUCGCUUCAUUACGGAGUGAAACUGGCAAAUCGAAUCCAAAUGUUAUACCUAACCAUCAUAACAAUGUUAUACCGGAAUUUGACCCUAACAAUAAGUCUCAAAACGUAGAUAGAUGGCUAGGCAAAGUAAAUGAAUGUAGAUCUAUUUACAACUGGGAUGAGAAACAGACAAUCCAUUUUUCGCUACAAAAGCUGACAGGAUUAGCGAAAAAGUGGUACGAAUCACUGUCUUCUCUCAGUUUUACAUGGGAUCAAUGGCAGAUGAAGUUGCGUAAGGCUUUUCCCAGUGAUGAAAAUUAUGGGAAAAUGCUCGAAGAAAUGCUUGCAAGAACGUCUCGUUCUGAUGAGAGCUUGCGAGAAUAUUUCUAUGAAAAAUUAACGUUGCUCAGUCGCUGCGAAAUUAUAGGACGCAAGGCAGUUGAUUGUAUAGUGUACGGUAUCUCGGAUAUGUCUGUGAGAAAUGGUGCCCAGGGUCUGCGAUGCAAGGAGCCAGAAGAAUUGUUAUCAUUCUUGGCAUCUCAACAGGUUAAGACUAAUGUGCCACAUUCGACAAGCACCAUAAAGAAGCGGGAUCCGCGCAGUACGAAUCCCGGGCCCUAUUAUAGGAGCAAUAAUAUGAAUGGCCCAACCAUGCUUUGCUUUAACUGUAAAGAAAGAGGCCAUUCGUUUACCACGUGCCCGAAACCCUUAGUAAAAUGUCAGAAAUGUGGUCGAGUAGGGCAUGACUAUGAGAACUGUUUCAGGAAACCUCUGUUGUCGCAUAAUACAGUUGAGAAAAAGACACUGAAGAUAGCAGUAGAUACACAAGAUAAAUUACCUAUUAAUGAAGUCGGUUCAAAACCUGGGCCCCUUUCAGCCCAACCUUUGCUUGGAGUAGAUUUACCUACAAGCACUCCUCAAAGUAAUAAAAAGUUUUUCAAGGCAAUUACCGUAAAUGGUGUUGGUUUGAGGGCUUAUAUCGACUUCGGGAGUGAUUCUAGUAUUAUUCGAGUCUCGGAUGCAAAGAUACUUGGCUUGACUGAACAUGUUGAGCAGUUACCUAUCAUAAAAGGUUUUGGAAAUUCGAUUAUACAUCCAAUUUCUAAAGUAACGGCACAGUGUAAAAUCGAUGAAGUUGAAACUGAAAUAGAAUUCCUGGUCGUUGAUGAUCAAUACCUACAGAUGCCCAUUCUGAUUGGGCAAAACUUUACAGAGAUGCCUUCGGUUACAGCGUUAAAGAAUAGCAAUGAGCUAUUCUUCUAUUUCAGCCCUCAAAGCACAAUGGAUGCUACUUCAGAGGAUGAUAAAAUAAUCAAACUAUAUGUUUGCAAUGAAACCAAAGUAGACAAAGGGGGUAUAGUAGAAGUUUACGCGAAAGAAAACAUAACUGGUGAUGUUUAUGCUGACGGUAAUACUAAUUUGUAUCCGAAUCAGGAAUAUCAUUUCCAUAGAGGUUGUUACAAAUUAGUAAAUGGUAGAGGUUUUAUAUUUGUAUCGGUACUCGGUUGCCAUACUGUUUCAUUUAAGCCAGACUUAUUGCUAGCAAGAGUAAGUCGUACUGUUGAAGCAGACAUAGUUGAAGUCAAUAAUAUUCAAUCAGACGGUUCUCGAGAGCAGCCUCCUUUGGAUCAAUCAGACAUAAAGACUGGUAAUGGGUUAAACCCUGCAGAGAAAGAUAGACUUUAUAGUCUAUUACAAAAGUAUCGCUCGUGUUUUGCGACCAACUUAAGUGAAUUGGGUUGCACAACUCAAGCUGAGAUGCGUAUCGAAUUAAAUGACAACAGACCAGUUAUUUAUCGGCCGUAUCGGAUGUCUAUACACGAACGUGAAAAAGUUCGAAACAUUGUAGAAGAGCUGGUACAAAAUGAUAUUGUGCAAGAAUCUGAGUCAAAUUAUGCUAGUCCGGUGAUUCUUGUGAAAAAGAAAACAGGAGAAGCUCGGCUAUGUAUCGACUUUCGAGCUCUUAAUGGCAAAACAGUAAAGGACAAAUAUCCAUUACCCUUGAUUGAAGAUCAAAUUGCUAAUUUAAGCGGUAACAUGUUCUUCACUACAUUAGAUUUGGCCUCGGGGUAUUAUCAGAUUCCGAUGGCUCCAGAAAGUCGCCAUUUGACAGCAUUUGUUACCCCAGAUGGCCUUUAUGAAUUUAAACGGAUGCCGUUUGGCUUAGCCAAUGCCCCAGCACUGUUCCAAAAAAUGAUUAAUAAAAUUCUUGGUUCAAAAAGGUUCACCUCCGCUUUGGCCUAUAUGGAUGACCUUCUUGUUCCUUCGGUAUCCAUUGAAGAAGGGUUUCAAAGGUUGGAAGAGGUUUUGCAACUGCUAAAAAGCGCAGGACUGACAUUGAAAUUGUCUAAGUGUAGUUUCUUUGACACCCAAAUUGAAUAUUUGGGUUAUGAAAUCUCGGCCCAUGGUGUGAAACCGGGAGAGAAAAAAAUAGAGGCAGUAAAAAAAUUCCCUGUACCCAGAAAUGUCCACGAGCUUAGACAAUUUUUGGGCCUUGCAAGCUAUUUUCGGAAGUUCGUAAAAGGGUUUGGUGAAAUAGCGAGGCCUUUGACGUGCUUGCUUAAACAAGAUGUUUCUUGGAAAUGGACACAGUCUGAGCAAAAUGCUUUCCAAACUCUCAAGCUAAAUCUUUCAGAUCGGCCCGUGUUGGCUCUUUAUAAUCCAAAAUUAGAUACAGAACUUCAUACGGAUGCGAGUUCCUUGGGUUUGGGUGGCAUUUUAAUGCAAUGGCAAGACAACCCACGAGUGUUGAAACCAGUCGCCUACUUUAGUCGACAAACAACCACUGAGGAACGUCAUUUUCAUUCAUACGAAUUAGAGACGCUUGCGGUGGUCUGUUCACUAAGAAAAUUUCGGCCGUAUCUAUUAGGAGCCAAAUUUGUAGUGUACACAGACUGCAAUGCUAUAAGACAUACGCUAACUAAAAGAGAUUUAAUUCCUCGAAUAGCAAGAUGGUGGUUACAGAUUAGCGAGUACGACUUUGAUAUCGUUUACCGCCCUGGAUCGCGUAUGAACCAUGUUGAUGCGCUGAGUAGGAAUCCUGCCACGCAACCCAUUAGUUCUAACUCUAAUGCUGAUGUCAGUGAAUUUCCCUGUGUAUUAAAAAUAACUACAGAAAAUUGGUUACACACACUACAAUUAGCUGAUCCCGAAGUUCUAAGAAUCUCUAAGAUUCUUAAACCUGAGACUGACGAAGAAUCUAAAGAGAUAAAAAAGAAUUAUGUCAUUAAAGAUCACCUUGUGUAUCGAAAAGUUAAUGAUCAAUUGCGUUUAGUGGUGCCUCGUAAUUCCAGAUGGCAAAUUUGCAAGAUCAACCACGACGAUAUUGGUCACUUUGGCUUUUCUAAAACACUUGAACGAAUACAAAGCCAAUAUUGGUUUCCAAAGUUACGGAACUUUGUUAAAAAGUAUGUAAAAGCAUGCAUUGAAUGUGCUUACAAUAAAGAUUCUGAAGCUAAAACUCGGCGUGGUCACUUACACCCAAUUGAGAAGAAGGACAUUCCGUUCCACACGAUCCACUUAGAUCAUGUUGGCCCUUUUGUUAAAAGCAAAAAAGGGAAUAAUUACAUCUUGACUAUCGUUGAUGGUUUCACUAAGUACCUUUUUGCAAGACCUGUCAAGGAUGCAAAAAGUAAGACCGUCAUUAAGGUACUAGAGGGCAUAUUUACAGAUUUCGGUACCCCUAUAAGAAUCAUAUCGGACCGUGGAACGGCAUUCACUUCGUCACAAUUUAAGAGCUUUUGCGCAAGCAAUGGCAUUCGACACAUUCUUAAUGCAGUAGCGUGCCCACGGGCUAAUGGACAGGCCGAGAGGUUUAAUCAAACAAUCCUUACCGCUCUGUCUACUCAGAAUUUUAACAAUGAUGAGCGUGAUUGGGAUGUCCAGGUAGGAAAAGUACAGUGGGGUAUCAACAACACUGUAAAUGCGUCGACUAAGAAAGCUCCUACGGAGCUGUUAUUUGGUACAAAAUUAAGCAACGCAUCUGAAAAUAAAUUGAACAGUGUUGUUAUAGAUUCUUCUGACAUUGUAGCGAUAGAUAAUCGGGAUGAAUUGAGACAAACGGCAGCUAACUUAGCGGCCGCAGCGACGACGCAGCGCCCAGUACGACAGGCCCGUCUAACGGCCGCUAAAGCGAUUUUAGCUGGCGCCGCUCCCAAGAGCAAAAAUGCCUCGCGACCGUCACUCACUGCUAUCACAACACCGAAGGUGCCCGAAGAUAACCGAGCAGCGACGAACAGCGCUCCCACCAUCGACCCGAGCGCACGCGCAACACCUACGACGAGCGCACCUAAGGUUGGAGCCACAAAACUGACAAGCGCUACCCCAACCAAUGAAAAUGAUAAGCUCAAAAAGACUACUGCUGAAGAAGACGGAGACUGGCAGAAGGUACUAUCAAAACGACGCAACAACCGACGAUCAGUUACUGUAGGAACUGGAAAUGUAGACUCGGAGCUAAAAACAGUAGAGCAAAUUAAAUAUAUCCAGGCAUGGUCAUUCCUACCCGAGACAACCACAGAAAAUGUGAUGAAAUUCCUCAACAGAAUUAAAAGCUCUAAGGAUUACUAUGUCGAAAAGAGGAACAUAAAAACUACUCGACACGCAUCGUUCGUCAUAGGGAUUCCUGAGUGCCUAUUCGAGUGCUUCAACUCGCCGACUGUGUGGCCACCGCGCGUCCGCUUCUCAGACUGGUUUCCCGCGCGGCCCCGCGCUGCCGCCGUGCGGGGCUCUGCCGCUACUCCCACCACUCCGGUCGCCUCCGCUAAUAUCGGCCGCGACCAGACGGACACUGACAAGGCUACGACCACCAAAUAA
Molecule: messenger RNA, 5224 nt
Organism: Plutella xylostella (diamondback moth)
Lineage: Eukaryota; Metazoa; Arthropoda; Insecta; Lepidoptera; Plutellidae
Source: RefSeq, a predicted model, not a curated record